AUGGCCGGUCCCUACUCCUCACAGUGGCAGUCAGCCAUGGACGCAGAGAUGGCUUCCUGGAAGUCCACAGGCACCUACGUGGACGCUGUUCCCCCUCCUGGGGCGAACAUUGUCAGUGGCAUGUGGAUUUUCAGGGUGAAGCGGCCGCCGGGUUCUCCGCCUGUCUUCAAGGCGCGCUACGUGGCUCGUGGCUUCAGUCAGCGACAGGGAGUUGACUUCUUUCAGACCUUCUCCCCGACCCCGAAGAUGACCACUCUUCGGGUUCUGCUGCACGUCGCUGCUCAGCGUGACUACGAGCUACACUCUCUUGACUUCAGCACUGCUUUCCUGCAGGGCCGCCUGCACGAGGAGAUCUGGCUGCGCCGCCCUCCUGGUUUCACUGGGUCGUUCCCUCCUGGUACCCAGUGGAGCCUCCGGCGGCCAGUCUACGGUCUCCGCCAGGCGCCGCGCGAGUGGCACGACACACUGAGGACUACACUUGCGGCUCUUGGGUUUGCUCCUUCUACUGCUGACCCGUCGCUGUUUCUGCGCACCGACACCUCGCUGCCGCCGUUCUACAUCCUCGUGUACGUCGACGACUUGGUCUUUGCCACUGCGGACACUGCCGCACUCGCCCACGUGAAGUCCGAGCUGCAGAAGAGACACACGUGCACAGACCUGGGUGAACUGACAAGCUAUCUUGGCUUGCGGAUCACCCAGGACAGAGCACGCCGCACCAUUACCCUGACUCAGUCACACAUGGUGCAGCAGGUCCUUCAGCGCUUCGGCUUCACGUACUCCUCGCCUCAGUCCACUCCUCUGCCUACGGGACACUCGCUCUCAGCUCUGCCUUCGGAUGAGUCCGUAGAGUCGAGUGGUCCGUAUCCAGAGCUUGUGGGCUGCCUCAUGUACCUGAUGACCUGCACUCGACCUGACCUCGCAUACCCUCUCAGCAUCUUAGCACGCUAUGUCGCUCCCGGCCGUCACCGGAAGGAGCACAUGGAUGCAGCUAAGAGGGUGUUGCGCUACUUGUGCAGUACGUCGGGCAUGGGGCUAGUGCUUGGAGGGCGUGAGCGGCCUCUCCAGUUGUGA
Closterium sp. NIES-65 is the source of this 1071-nucleotide messenger RNA. The record is from the annotation of a GenBank genome assembly. NCBI's taxonomy places the organism in Eukaryota, Viridiplantae, Streptophyta, Zygnematophyceae, Desmidiales, Closteriaceae.